AUGACCCUCGAAUCCGCCCAGGACAACCGCCCGCUCGGGGUGGCGCGGGCUGCAAUCGAGCAGAGUCCCCUACCUCAGCCGCGCGAGAGCGGAGAUCCUUUGCUUCCAAAGGACUCCAAUGACCUUCAGCUCGAGGCAAAAUCCUCACCCUUUGCCAAAUCAUGGGCGCAUUUCGUAGCUGGCGCAAUGGGCGGGACAGCCGCCGCAACUCUAACAGCGCCGUUCGAUGUGUUGAAGACCCGGCUGCAAUCUGACUACUACCACCAGCAAUUGCUCGCCUCCCGAGCUGCCCGCGGCGUCCCUUCUCCGGCAUCCAUGUCGUUCACGCGAAGCGCACUCCUCCACUUCCGCGAAACGUUCCAAAUCCUUUUCGCCAUCCCGCGGACAGAAGGCUGGCGCGCGCUGUUCAAGGGACUGGGUCCCAACCUGGUCGGAGUCGUUCCUGCGCGCGCAAUCAAUUUCUACACGUACGGCAAUGGAAAGCGCGUGCUCAGCACAUACUUCAACGACGGGAAGGAGUCGGCAUGGGUGCAUCUCUUCGCCGCAGCGACCGCCGGUGUCGUGACGGGCACUGCGACAAACCCGAUCUGGCUAGUCAAGACAAGACUGCAGCUGGACAAGUCCCACGCGAAGUCCCAGGGCGGCAGGCAGUACAAGAACGCGCUGGAUUGCACCAUGCAGACGAUUCGGCAAGAGGGCAUUCGCGGGCUUUACAAGGGUCUCACCGCGAGCUACCUGGGCGUGUCGGAGAGCACGAUGCAGUGGGUGUUGUACGAGCAGAUGAAGCUGGGGCUGGCCAACAGGCAGCAGCGGCUGGAGGCUUCGGGCCGCGAGCCCAACGCGUGGGACAAGACUGUGCAGUGGACUGGAGGUGUCGGUGCCGCGGGUUUUGCAAAGUUCAUCGCGACGAUUCUGACAUAUCCUCACGAGGUGGUGCGGACGCGGCUGCGGUUGGCGCCGAUGGAGAACGGCCACCACAAAUACACGGGCCUCGUCCAGUGUUUCAAGCUUGUUGCCAAAGAAGAGGGCCUGCUGGGCCUGUACGGCGGACUGACUCCGCACCUUCUGCGCGUGGUUCCCAGCGCAGCCAUCAUGUUUGGUACAUAUGAGAGUGCUCUCAAGCUCAUGGGAGCCACCUCUCAUCUGGCGCCUUAUGGAGAAGUGUACAUUGGACGGCGUUACACGGUCGCAGUCACCAGUCCAACGGCCAGGAUAGAGGUGGCCGCCAUAAAGCCGAAGAUUUUCUCCGGACAUCGUCAACCUCUUCCUUUGACUCAACACCGCCUCAUUCAACCUGAACAGCCGCUUUUCUUCCUCGGAACUGAGAAGAUGUCGACCAUCAACCCGGCUACCACUGCCGUCGUGUCCACCAAUCUGGAGGACCAUGGCUUCAAGCUGCUGGCGCGCGGCAAGGUGCGCGACGUCUAUGAGAUCGACAACAAGACGCUGCUGUUCGUGGCAACCGACCGCAUCAGCGCCUACGACGUGAUCAUGAAGAACGGUGUCCCCGAGAAAGGCGCCCUCCUCACCAACCUCUCUACGUUCUGGUUCCGCCAUCUGCGCGCGCAGAUCCCCUCGCUGCGUACGCACUUCAUCUCCUCGGACCUGCCCCCGGCCGUCACCGCCGCGAGCCCGACCCUCUCGCCGGGCCAGCUCUCGACGCUCACGGGCCGCUCGAUGCAGGUGCAGCGCCUGACCAUCUUCCCCAUCGAAGCCAUCGUGCGCGGCUACAUCACCGGCAGCGCCUGGGCCGAGUACCGCCGCGCGGGCACCAUCCACGGCGAGCCCGCCCCGGCCGGCCUGCAGGAGUCGCAGCAGCUGCCGGCGCCCAUCUACACGCCCUCCACCAAGGCCGAGGUCGGCGGCAAGGACGAGAACAUCAGCCGCGCGCGCGCCGCCGCCGUCGUCGGCGACGCCGCCGCCGCCCGCAUCGAGGAGCUCGCGCUGGCCCUCUACAACGAGGCCGCCGCCUACGCCCGCGCCCGCGGCAUCAUCAUCGCCGACACAAAGUUCGAGUUCGGCUUCGACCCGGCCGACCCCGCCCGCGAGGUCGUGCUCGUCGACGAGGUGCUGACCCCGGACAGCAGCCGCUUCUGGCCGGCCGACGCAUACGCCGUGGGCAGGGGCCAGGACAGCUUCGACAAGCAGUACCUGCGCGACUGGCUGACGUCGAAUGGCCUCAAGGGCAAGGAGGACGUCAACAUGCCCGACGAGGUGGUGCGCGGCACCCGCGAGAAGUACCUCGAGGCGUACGAGAAGCUGACGGGGGAGAAGUGGAAGGGCGGUUCCUCCGCUUGA
Diplodia corticola is the source of this 2298-nucleotide messenger RNA. Its product is annotated as mitochondrial carrier protein rim2. Gene Ontology annotation, biological process: pyrimidine nucleotide import into mitochondrion; purine nucleotide biosynthetic process. Gene Ontology annotation, molecular function: phosphoribosylaminoimidazolesuccinocarboxamide synthase activity; pyrimidine nucleotide transmembrane transporter activity. The transcript has 6 exons. Gene Ontology annotation, cellular component: mitochondrion. The record is from RefSeq and is a predicted model, not a curated record. Bases 1 to 2298 code for a protein of 765 amino acids. Lineage: Eukaryota; Fungi; Ascomycota; Dothideomycetes; Botryosphaeriales; Botryosphaeriaceae.